Messenger RNA from Rotaria sp. Silwood1, 1596 nucleotides. Lineage: Eukaryota; Metazoa; Rotifera; Eurotatoria; Philodinida; Philodinidae. The record is from the annotation of a GenBank genome assembly.
AUGAUCGAUUUUUUUAAACGACAAUUUCGACAUCGAAAUUCUUAUGAACAAUUUUAUGAUGAUAUUAAUAGAAAUUAUAAAAGCAAAUUUGAUCUUAUACGUUUAAGUGCUGUUGUAUGUGGUAUUGAAUUUUGUUAUGCGGCCGAAACAGCUUUUGUUUCACCUAUUUUACUUCAAAUGGGUUUACCAGUUAUGUUUAUGACUUGGGCAUGGUGUUUACCACCAUUAAUUGGUUUCUUUCUUGUACCAGCACUUGGUUCACUUAGUGAUAAAUGUCAUACACGAUUUGGACGACGACGUCCAUUUAUAUUUCUUUAUUCAAUUGGUAUUUUGAUUGGUCUUUCAUUAGUUGCAAACGGUCGUGUUAUGGGACAAUGGUUUGGUGAUAUAAAAAAUGAAUUUAUUAAUAAUACUCAAUUAGUCAAUGAAACUAAUAUAAAAAAUCAAAAACAUUUGAAUCCAUUAUUAUCACAUAAAUAUGGUACAACAUUAACUUUACUUGGUGUUAUUUUACUUGAUCUUGAUUGUGAUGCGUGUCAAAGUCCAAGUCGAGCUUAUUUACUUGAUGUUACGGAUCCUAGUCAACAUUCAUCAGGUCUUACAACAUUUACAUUCAUGGCUGGUUUUGGUGGUUGUUUAGGAUAUUUUCUUGGUGGAAUUCCGUGGGAACAUACAUUUUUAAAGAAUGUAUUUGGUGAUCAUAUUCAUGUUCUAUUUACAUUAGUUUGGAUUAUUUAUGUCAUUUGUAUGAUUUCGACAUUAACAGCAUCAAAAGAACCAAGUGAUGUUACUAUUGCAAUGCCAAAUCUUACUCGAUCAACAUCAUGUCAAUUUAUUGUUUCUUCAACACAUAUUUAUGAUGAUGAUAAUGAUCAAGAUCCAUAUGAAUCAUCAUCAAGAAAUAAUACAAAAGUAUCAUAUUUUGAUUAUAUACGAUCGAUUAUUUAUAUGCCAUCAUCAUUGAGAUGGCUCUGUUUAACAAAUUUCUUUUGUUGGAUGGCAUUAGUUUCAUAUUCACUUUUUUUUACGGAUUUUGUUGGGCAAGCUGUUUUUGGUGGAAAUCCAAAACUUGAUUAUAAUCAUCCAUUACGUUUAUUAUAUAAUGAUGGUGUUCGAUUUGGUUCAUGGGGUAUGUCAGUUUAUUCAAUAUCAUGUUCUAUUUAUUCAUAUAAUAUUCAAUCUCUUAAUAAUUAUUUUGGUAUUAAACGAGUUUAUAUUGGAUCUCAAGUAAUCUAUGCAAUAGGAAUGCUAUUCAUGGGAUAUUUAAGACAUCGUAUUGGUGUUAUUGUUUUAUCAGCUGUAGCUGGUAUACUCUAUUCAACAUUAUUUACUAUUCCAUAUUUACUUAUUUCACAAUAUUAUACAUCAAAUACGUUCGAUCAAUCGCAUGGAUUCAAUAGCAAUGGACAAGUUCGUGGUAUUGGUACAGAUAUUGCUGUUGUGAGUAGUAUGGUCUUUUUGGCACAAUUAUGUUUAUCAUCAACAAUGGGAACAUUAGUUCAUUUAGCUGGUUCGACAGUUAUUGUAACAGUUGUCGCUAGUUUUCUUAGUAUUUGUGGUGCCAUAUCGGCAACACAAGUUUUAUAUAUAACAUAG